AUGUCACAUGGAGCCGCAUCGCCUUACGGACGCUCUCCGAGAAUGAACCAUCCCGCUGCGCCCUCUCCCCUGCCACAUCGACCUCGUCCGGUCGUGCCCAGUCAAGGGGUUGAACUUGCGUCAAGGGCAAACGGGGCUGAGAAAAGGCCCAGAGGAGGAGGGGAAGGUCACGCUGAGCCGGAAGAUGGGAGCGAAGGUUCGUGUCAUCGUCAUAAUGUCUCGAGCGACUUUGCGCUAGCGAGCAAGCAGGGACUGAUUUGCUCUCUCAUUUUCGCAGCAUACAACCUAAUGCCUGGUCCAUCCAAUCGACUCUAUUUGUCCCUUCGGAGCACAUUACCAUCGCACAUAGAUUGGGCUCUCUCUAGACUACUGCACGCCUCCUACCAUCACUCGGAUCAUCUUCUGCUCGAGCGCUGGCCAGGGCUUCUGGAUGCCCUUCUAAGCUUCCCCCUGCGCGUCAUUGCAGCAUUGCAAGGAGCUCCACGCAAGGCCUGGGAUCCUCUGUUCUUUGAGACGCCCGAAUCACCUGAACGAGGCGCCAUGCUUUUGGGUCAACCGGUGCCCGUCGAUCUCUCUUACUCCGAGUCGCAAAGUCCCGCCGCUCUUCGAAAGAAGCAACGACUGGCGCUCGAGCAGGGUCAUUCAGGAUUAGCUACCAGACUUGGCGCACUCUCGGCCCCGGCUUCAGCCUUGGCGAAUGACGAAGACGAGCGACGCAAGGGUGCUUCUUUCAUGCCUUCUAGCGACGCAGCACACUUUGCCCUCGCUCUGCGGGCACUGAAUGCCACGCAGGUGAUUCGCAAUCUUAGCACGAGAUCUGAAAACGCUACUCUUAUUGCCCGUGGACGAAAUCUGAUUGGAAUGCUUGCGGAUGUGCUCUCUUUAUCGGCUUUGGAUCAAGAGGAUGAUAGCUGGACAGAGUUGGAAAUGAUUCGAGAGAUGAAAGGCGCCUGGUUGGAUAUUUGCGAGGCGGUUGGUCCCAAGCUACCCUUUUACGGCAGACUCAAGAAGUCCGACGUUGCUAGUGGCGAGGCUGCGGUGGGCAGAGGCUCGGCGGUGCCUUCCCAUCCCGAAAGCGCAGCGGUGGGCGGGUCAGGCGCUCCCACUACGGGCCCUAGCGCUAUCGAGAUGUCUGCCAACACCAUCCUUGCACGACUUGUUCACUUUGCGACCCACUCCGAUGACAGGCAAGUCGUCUUGGCAUCUUUGCGAAGCCUUGGUGCUAUUGCAGACAACGAGCGCAAUGAGCCAAUCUUUGGCGACCCUGCCAAGGUGGACGCGGUCGCCAAGAAGUGCGCAGAGCUGCUCGCUGUAAGGGGCGAUGCGACACUCACCGAAAGCGCGCUGGACUGCUUGUAUCAGCUGCUCAAGAAUCAUAACAACGCGAUCCGACUUGCGGAUGGCGGAGUGACGCAGUUGAGAGGACACACUCCGGACUCGAUAGACCCUCGACAUCACAGAGAACGACCGAGGGAUGUGUCUGGCAUGAUCAGGCUUUUGAUCAAGCAGCUGACGCACAAACGAGCGGUUUGGGACAGGGAAACGCCAAAUUCUACGCGCCCGGACCUUUUUAGAAAGCUGUACACCGACGUGCCAACUCGCAGGGCUUAUGAGGAGAGGCAAAGAAUGGCUUUGAGUGCUCAGCAACAGGGCAGGGCGCAAAGGUGGCUCAACAGCAAAGAGCUUGAUCAUAUGAAGUCCUUGCCGGAACCGGAGCGACUCUUUACUUGGUGAGUCGGCGCGCUCGAUGUGGACUGAUAACCGUGCAUUGUCUGAUGUUCUCACGCCCUCACACAGGUUGCGAGCAGUCUACGAGUUGAAGCCUGGCUCCGAAGUGUCUCAGAUGGAGGUCUGGACCACUUAUAGAGAUCAGUUCUCGCCCUUCUUGCAGCAUCCCAACAUUUCAGCCUUGAUCCCUCCUGCAGACGUGAUCCGACAAGUCUCGCACGUGUUCAGCGGAGCUUCUGCAAUUGUUCAUGGUGGCAAUGUAUUUGUCAUAAGCGGCAUCGAUCUCAAGGACAGGUCUUGUGAGUAUGUCACAGGACGAUGGAGAGCGGCCAGCACCUCGAUGCGCUAUGCUGACCGCCAUUUGCGUCUCACUUUGGGAACAGACGCGCGCCGCUUCGAGUGCAAAUGGCGGCAGUGCACCAACAGAGCGUGCGCCAGUCACGACGAGCUUGCUGGUCACGUUCACUCUGCGCACGCAACGCUAGCAGCUCGAGGGCGCUGCGGCUGGCUGACCUGCUCUUACGCACUGCCUCCCGACUUGGAAGCGAGCUCUGCCGUCAUGCUGCUUCGCUCUCACAUCCAGGCGCACUUGCCUUCUGCAGAGCCAGCAUUUGAUCUGAAGGAAGAUCGAGAACGUUGGAUCGCCUACCAGACCAUCCAGCCUUCCAAGCCGCUGGAUCGAUCUAGCAUCGUAGAGCAGACGGACGGUGGUCGAAGGGUGGGAGUAGAGUUGGCAACUUUGAAGCGCAAAUUGGUACUUGGCAGGGGCACAAUCGACCGGCCUGACGCUGUACCUUUUGUCGUGACGAGGACGCCGAUGGAUGCUACGAGCGGGGCACCGCUGGGCGUGGCUGCAACAGCUGCGCUGGUCCUGCGCCUCUUGGCCCGAGCAUCUUCCACCAUCCUCACCAAGUCUGGCGUGCAAAGAUCCGAAAUGGCCAGCACGACAUUGACAGGUCUGGACGCCUCUUUGGCUGGCGCAGAAGAGAAUGCGGAAAGAUUUGGUCUGCCAUUACCCCCUGCGGCUGCUGCAGGGAACGUCAGCCAAAGUAUUCGCCCGAGCGUGGAAGGAAGCCAAAGUAGGAUCGCUGCGGAGGGUGCUUCUUCCGGCAGACCGGCAACUUGGGAGAUCAAGGCUGCUGAGCACAUCAUGGAUGCGCUGGUGGAUGCCGAGGACGAGCUGAUGAGCAUCGCUUCGUCCAACGAUAUUUUGACCGGGUGAGUGAAGAGCGGUCGAUUGCGGAUUCUGCGUUCGCGGCACAAACCAAUGUGUGCGUCGCUGAUAGACUUGUGCCGAACCGACUUUUGCUUUGGACCCGUCGUAGCAUACUCAACGAUAUUCUGGUCACUCUGCAGCCGGUAGCUGUCGCAUCUCUAUUGUCCAGCGCCGACAGCGACCCAUAG
Molecule: messenger RNA, 3132 nt
Organism: Ceraceosorus bombacis
Lineage: Eukaryota; Fungi; Basidiomycota; Exobasidiomycetes; Ceraceosorales; Ceraceosoraceae
Source: the annotation of a GenBank genome assembly